Messenger RNA from Phalaenopsis equestris, 1092 nucleotides. RefSeq lists its product as uncharacterized. The coding region runs from base 101 to 820 and encodes 239 amino acids. The transcript has 4 exons. NCBI's taxonomy places the organism in Eukaryota, Viridiplantae, Streptophyta, Magnoliopsida, Asparagales, Orchidaceae. The record is from RefSeq and is a predicted model, not a curated record.
UUCCCCGUCCUUGGUCCCACCCCGCUCGUAUUUCAAAUCACGCCUCGGCGGCUGUUCUCUUCCCUUCAUCUCUACACCCACACCACUCGCCGGCAUCCUCAUGGCGGAGAAUUUACCUCCUCACGUCUCCGACGGCCAACAAUGGCUUCCGUCCGCCUUUAACAGGGAUCGCCUCGCGGCCAUGGACGACCUCGCUCAAAAGCUCGCAUCUUUCGACCUCCUCGACCACCGCAUCGCCUCCAUGGACGACCUCUCGCAAAAGCUUGCAUCUUUCAACAUCCUCGAUCACCAGCGAGCACAUCCGACCGUUAAACCCUUAAAAGGUUUACCUUUUUACCCGGAGUUUCAGGGACAGGGAAAGCCAACCUCUUUGUUAUCACCAAUGAACGCCGGUUUUAAACCUCCUUUCCGGCGAAGAGUCGCCGGCGGCGGCGGCGGAGUCGUCGGUGAACGCAUCGGUCCUUUUGUUGCUGUUUCAAAAAACGUUUAUAAGUAUUAUCCGUCAUUACCGGUCGAUUUCUAUCUUGAAAGGUUUAAGAUGGCGAGUGCUGCUGCUAGGGUUUUGCAGAGGCAACGGAUGGUGCAUGACCAUGAAUCCAACCGACUUUUACCCAUCCGGUCUGCCGGCACGGUUCGGAAAAGUAGCGGGACCGGUGUUUUUCUCCCCCGAGUUCACAGAAUCGACUCCAAGAAGAAAUUUUCUGGUUCGAAAGGAAAAGUUCAGAUCCAGGAAUCAACGAGGAAUCCAGCGUUGGGGGAACAAGAGGCGAAGCUGCUUCCUUCAUCAGACAUGGGUUUGCCUCAAGAUUGGACUUACUGAAAUACACUAAAUGCUUAUAAUAUCUGUUUCAAUAAUUUGAAGCUGCGCAGAGAAAGAUGGGCGCCAAAGAAGGUGUUUUUGGGAGAAUGAUUUUAAUGGAGAAGUGCCUACAAUGUGUUUUUGGAGUAAUAGAGGACAAUUAUCUGACAAAAAUUUGAAUUUUGUAAUAUGUUCCUUUGUACUGGUUUUGUUGCCAUUUUGUCGUGGUGUGGGAGCUGGUUUGUAUGUUUUGAUAAUAUGGAAUAAUAUGAAUAAGAAGGUUUGAUGUCUUU